GUCGGACAUUUGGGCAGUUGGCUUUUCUGUUUUUACUAUCUAGCGGAGGGAGCAGAGCUCAACUGCUAGCUCACUCCCCACUUCCAUCCCAAAAUGUCCACCACCACCGCCACCGCCACCAUUUUCCUCCUCCUCCUCCUCCACACCACCCACUCCAAACCCCUCCCCAUCCCCCACCUCACCUCCCCCUACCUCAACCCCUCCACCUUCUCCGCCAACUACGACUCCAUGGUCAAAAACUUCAGAAUCUUCAUCUACAAACCCACCCCUCCCUUCACUUAUCCCAACCACGUCCAGUCCCUCUUCUACACCUCCCUCCUCGACAGCGACCUCGCCACCAACGUCUCCGACCACGCCCACCUCUUCUUCCUCCCUUUCCCGCCAGAUCUCCCCACGCGCUCCCUCGCGCGUCUCAUCCGCACCAUCCGCACCGACUAUCCUUACUGGAACCGCACCCUCGGAGCCGACCACUUCUACCUCUCAUGCUCCGGCGUCGGUUACGAAUCCGACCGCAACCUCGUCGAGCUCAAAAAGAACUCGAUCCAGAUCUCAUGCUUCCCGACUUCUCCGGGCCAGCUCAUCCCUCAUAAAGACAUCACUCUCCCACCGCUCGCGUCGUCCCACGCGCCGACGGUCAACACGACGACUUUCCUCGGUUAUAUCCGAUCAAAUUGGGUGAACGACUCCGCAAUAGUCGACGAGUUACGUGUCAACCCGGAGUUUCUGAUCGAAUCGGAGAUUUCGAAGCCGAAGAUCCACGCGCAGAGGCUCUCCAGCAGCAAGUUUUGUAUAUUUGAGUACGGCGCCGGCGACGUGUCCGGGAUCGGAGAGGCGUUGACAUUUGGGUGCGUUCCCGUGGUGAUUACGGACCGUCCGAUCCAGGAUUUGCCGUUCAUGGACGUGCUGAGGUGGCAGGAGAUGGCGUUGUUUGUGGGGAGGAGUGGUGGGGCCAAGGAGUUGGAGCGCGUGUUGGUGCGCGCGUGCUGGGAGAGGCAUGAUCAGAUGAGGCGGUUGGGUGCGGAGGCGGGGAAGCAUUUGGCAUGGAACGCGCCGCCGCGGGCUAAGGAUGCGUUUCAUACUUUGGUAUAUCAGCUUUGGUUGCGACGCCACACGAUUAGAUACGCCCGGCGGGAGACGGCGUAGGCCGGUUUGUAUUUUGUUGUUGGGGCCUUGUUUGGUUUUUGUGUUUAUAUUUUUAGUUUUGGGAUUUUCUAUAUUUGUUUUGUGGAGAAAAGAAAUAUCUGAUUACUUGUUGGUAGU
Molecule: messenger RNA, 1260 nt
Organism: Fragaria vesca subsp. vesca
Lineage: Eukaryota; Viridiplantae; Streptophyta; Magnoliopsida; Rosales; Rosaceae
Product: probable glycosyltransferase At5g03795-like
Exons: 1
Coding region: 94-1143 (349 amino acids)
Molecular function (GO): glycosyltransferase activity
Source: RefSeq, a predicted model, not a curated record